AGUGAGUAAAUAAUUUAUGAUUAAUCCUAAUAUUUAAUUGUAUUUUAAUCAAACAGUUUACUAGCAGUAACAUUCGAAUAAACAACUCUUAGAGAACCACUUGAUCACUGAUCGAUGUUUUUGACUUGCAAUUAGUAAAGGAUUAUAUAUACGUUUGAUCGAAAAAGUGAUAAAAAUAGUGUCAGUUUUUGAUAAAAAUAAAUACAUAUUAAGUUAAAGAGAGAAAUAGAAAAAGAGAGAAAGAUUAAAUAUGUCGAUACAUGUGUAUCUUAAUUUGAUUAGAAGAAAAUAAUAGUCAAACUAUUUGAAAUAUAAAUAUUUUUAAUACUCUAAAUAUUACAAAUGAUAAUUAAUCAGAUUCAGUGUUUUGUUCAAAUUUGAAUGAGAACGAAACUCUGUCCUAUUCUGUUUUGGAUAUGGUCAAUCAAAUGGAUAACUCUAAAACUUCAAAAUACGGUUUAAUAUCUUGGAAAUUAAAUAAGAAAUCUUUGGAUUUCUUAUGGAAACGACAUUAUCGUGAAAAUGUUAUAAAAUCAGAUGAAAACAAGUGGAAGAGUGAAGAUUCUAACACUAUCAACGUGGCACCAUGUAAACCACAAAAUAAUACUACCAAUAAAAUACAACAUGGUUUUUUUGGAAAUAUUAAAAAGCAUUUUGCAAUACGCAAAGCUAAACAAAAAGCAAACAAAUCCAUAACAUCUGAUUAUCUUAACGAGACCCAACAAAUAAUUUCUAUGUUUGACAAUGAAAGACCGACAAAAUCUUCCAAUGAUAUUGACACACCAGUGGUCGAACGAUGUCUUCCUUCUGCAGAUACAGAUAAUUCAUUGACCACUGUUAUACAAAAUACUACUGACGAGAACAAAGUUAAUUGUAAUACUCAAUUUUCUUCACCUUUAAAUUGUGAGACAGAUAUUUAUUCGGAAGGAGAAACGAAGAAUUUGGAAGUACUUAAUAGAGAAUGCGAUACAAAAGAUAAAAUUCAUAUCAAUUCAUCGCUAGAGUCACCAGCACUGCAAACUACAGAUGAAAGACAAAUAGUACAACAUACAAGUAAUACAGAUACGGAAAGUGAUAUGGCAAUAAAUGAUGAAAGUAAGCUGAAAGCUUGUCUCACUGAAGAAUUAUUGAAAUUAAGCAAAUAUGGUUGGUAUUGGGGUCCCAUAUCUGGAAACCAAGCUGAUCUUAAACUUAUGUCAGAACCAGAUGGUGCAUUUUUAGUUAGAGAUUCAUCUGAUGACAGGUAUUUAUUAACAUUAAGUUUUAAGUCAUCGGGAAAAUUACUUCAUGCCAGAAUGGAACACAGUAGGGGUCUGUUUUCAUUAUGCAACCGUGGAGAAAGUAAAUCCUUUACUUCCAUAGCUGCGUUGAUUGAUUAUUCUAUGAACUUCAGUGAAUCUGCAGUAAUUUGUUAUUCGAGACCCAAGUAUCCUGGUUGUCCGUCAUUUCCUGUAAGGCUAACAAAGCCAGUAAGUAGGUUCACUCAAGUCAAGAGUUUACAAUAUCUUUGUCGUUUUGUUAUACGACAAAAUACAAGAUUGGACAAUAUUCACAAAUUGCCAUUGCCAAAAAGUAUGAGAGGAUAUAUAGAAGAAGCACAUUAUUGAGAUAAAAAACGAUGCAAUUUAAUAUGUGGUAAAAACUUUAAUUGUAUGACAACUAAAAUGUCAAUGUGAUAAUUUUAGAGUAUUGCUAAUAAAAAAGAUAUUAAUCUAUAUUUAGAGAUAAAUUUUUUAUGUGCUUUUACAUAUUUAUGUAAAAAAAAAAUGAAAGUAUUGGCAAUGUAAAGAAAACGUGAAAGCACAACCAGAAUAAAUGCAUUUGUUAAACAAAUAGAUAUACAUAUACAUAGAAUUUGAUAGAAAAAUAUAUUUUAUGAUAUCUAUACGAUAUAAGUACAAAAAUUAUAUUCUAUAAACUUCUUUAUAUAUUAGCAAUACGUUAUACGUUUAUUUGUAUGCAAAAUAAACUAUUUCUUAGAUUAGUUAAAAUGAUAAAUCAUACAAAUUUGUAAUAUUUACAGCUUGAUAAAUAGUUACUACAAUUUGCUUCUUAUACUUCUGGUGCAAUAUGAAUUAAUUUGAACGAAUUAGUAAACGUCUAUGUACAAUUACUCAUCAAAUUGAGCAUACAUUUAGAUUGAUAAUAAAUAAGAUGAGAGAAUAAAUAAAAACGAAAUAUAUAUUCAUAGUUUAUCUAACAUAAAUGCAAGCUCACUUUUGUGAAUGAUGACUUUUAUGAACGUGACACAGCAGCAUGUCUGCUUUUUAAGAUAUUUCAUUGACACAUUAACCUUGAUCAAUAAACUUAUAAAAAUUAUUUA
This is a messenger RNA of Polistes dominula (European paper wasp), 2323 nucleotides long. RefSeq lists its product as uncharacterized. The record is from RefSeq and is a predicted model, not a curated record. Gene Ontology annotation, biological process: intracellular signal transduction; regulation of growth; protein ubiquitination. NCBI's taxonomy places the organism in Eukaryota, Metazoa, Arthropoda, Insecta, Hymenoptera, Vespidae. Gene Ontology annotation, molecular function: 1-phosphatidylinositol-3-kinase regulator activity. Gene Ontology annotation, cellular component: phosphatidylinositol 3-kinase complex.